Porites evermanni is the source of this 1030-nucleotide messenger RNA. Lineage: Eukaryota; Metazoa; Cnidaria; Anthozoa; Scleractinia; Poritidae. The record is from the annotation of a GenBank genome assembly.
GCAAAUUAUGUCCCUCUUGAAGAGGAAGUGUCGCCCCCACCAUAUGCACCACAACAAGUUAACUUGCCUGCUCAGUCAGGUUAUUCGGCUCAGCCUGGUUACCCAGCCCAGCCUGGUUACCCACAGCAACCAUAUAAUGCACAGCCGGGGUACCCAGGCCCCCAGCCUUUUACCGGACAACCCAUGGGUUAUCCACAACCGUACCCAACGACGCAGCAAAGUUCAACAACGGUGGUUAUGCAGGUACGGUUUUUAAAUAAUAUUGUAUGAGUGCAGUUAAGAGGAAUGCUUAGAUCAUAAGAACAGAAGAGGUAUUAAUUUGAUGACGUCAUGAGCGUGGCCAAUGGAAAUAGGAAGAAAGCUCCUGCUAUGAAUUUUUUCUUUCGAAUAUUCUAGUUUUGUUAUAAUGCUUUAUGACAUGAAGAUGUCAGGAAGAAAAUUUGGCGUCCGUUAAACGCAGCUGGAUAGGGUGUGAAAUAUUUAAUGAGCUUAAAAAAGGAUGCAACAGAAACAUCAAAUAAAAGAAGCAAGGCUGAUUUUACAGUCGGGAGUAUACAUUUUUUGUUACCAAUAUUUCGCAAGGCACGGCCUUCCUUCUUCAGGGUCUUACAUACAGUAUUGGUAACAAAAAAUAUAUAUUCGGGACUGUAAAAUCAGCCAUGCUUCUUUUGUUCGAUAUUUCAACUUAUAGCUGAUCAGAUUGAGUUUAUUAGGAUCGGGUCCUUCUUUUUUGUAACGUUGGUCUUUGCUUCCGAAAUUCAGAUGUAGUCAGAUGUAGUAAUUUUCCAAUAAAAUCAGUAACAGCUAAUCUUUAGUUGAAUAUAGGAAUCUUGUGAUUGAAAUUAUACUAAUUGCUUCUCCAUUGUAUUUUAUUUAUUAGCCCAGCCAAACAGUCAUCUUGCCGAUGACUCCUCGUCCACAGAACUGGCUGGUCUUGUCCAUUUUGACCUGUUUGUUCUGUGCCUGGCCGAUCGGGUUAGCCGCCAUUGUCUUCAGUAGCAUGGUAAGUCUGUCAUGCUUUUUAAGUUGA